AUGGCGGCCUCGCUGGGCUGGCCGCGCCGCGGCGGGCCCCGCCGCUGGAAGCAGCUGCUGGCGCCCCCGGCGUGGCGGCCCCUGCCCUCGGCGCCGCCGCGCCCGCACGGCGGGCGCUGCUGCGGCAGCGAGCGGUCUCGCCUCGGAGGCUGGCUGGACGUCCAGCGGCAGCUCGUGCGAGACCGCGCCCCGGCCGAGAUCACGGCGCAGGACAGGCGCGAGGCAGCCUCAGAGGCAUUCCAGCAGAUGAUCGCCGGCAUGGAUCUGGACGCUCGGGGCGGCAGUGCCGUGUUCGUGGAGCCGGCGCAGCUGCAGGAGAUCCUGGAGGACGCCGCGAUGUGCCCGGCGUUCUCGGCCGAGCUGUGCAUGCCUGGCGGUCCGUUUGAGAGGGUCCUGUGCAGCGAGGAAGCGUUUUUUGGCUGCGUGAGGCGGCAGCAGUUUUUCAGGAACCAGCUGAUGCGCCUCUUCCUGGAGAAGUUCUUGAUUAUCCGCCAGUCCCUCAGCUCUCUGUUUGAGGAGGAUUGGGCCGCGGAUGCCGAUGUAGUGGAGGGAGUGUUCGGAGAUGAUUUGUCCCUGGACGGACGAGACCGGCUCGAGGCUGCAUUUAUCUUCGACAGUGGGGAAGCGCCACAGGCCGCGAGCUUCCUCUCCCGUGACCUCUUUUUCGUGCGAGGAUGUGUGAAGCCUGCAGACGCACAGGGGGACGCUGAGGGAGGUCAGACGCCUUCCUCCGACUGGCUCCUCGGCACCGCGCGGAGGGUCGUUCACACCCAGGACUCCCGCGUCAGCCUGAUCCUGCUGAGGCUCCACCACAUCGGGCCCACGCAGGGCUUCGUGCCAGUGAGCGGCGAAGCCGCACAGCUGGUCCACGUCGGGUUCAUCCCCUCCGUCUUCUACCGCCAGCUGGACGCGGUGCGGGACCUCUGCGAGGGCCACGAGCGCUUCACGGGGAUGGUCCAGGGCAUUUUCUUUCCGGGCGGCGGGCCCCAGGGCCAGCGCGGUGCCGCGGCGGGCGCGGGAGAGGAAGAGGCCCGGCAGCCGGCCGUGCGGGCGACGGCCCCGCGGGCGAGGCCGGCCUGCCGGGCCACCUCAACGAGCAGCAGCGGGCGGCAGCGGCGGAGGCGCUCGGCAGCGCUCCGGUCACGCUGGUGGCGGGGCCGCCGGGCACGGGGAAGACGGCGGUCGCGGUGGCGAUCGUGGAGGCGUGGCUGA
Messenger RNA from Prorocentrum cordatum, 1212 nucleotides. The record is from the annotation of a GenBank genome assembly. NCBI's taxonomy places the organism in Eukaryota, Dinophyceae, Prorocentrales, Prorocentraceae.